AUGAGAAGAGUUAGAAACUGCGAUGUAUUUUGUGUAUAUAUUGAUCUGGAGACUAGUGGACAGAGUACGAACGGAAUUGAGAAUAUGAUGUCCAGAGCAGGUGCCAGUUUUGCUGUUUUCAACAAGCAAUUGGACGCUGAUCUUCAUGCGCUCGUUGCGGAAGCACGCAGGCGUAAUUCCGAGGUUAAAGAAGCCAGCCACAAGUCUAUAGAGAUAUUAAAGACCAUUAAGACCAUCAAUGACUUAGAGAACCAUCCGGACUUUGUGGUCCCGUUUGCGCUAGCGUGCAAGACCAAGAAUGCUAAGAUGACCACAAUUGCGAUGCAAUGCCUACAAAACAUGGCUUCAACAAGGUGUAUUCCAGAGAAAAGGAUGGAUAUGAUAUUAGAUGCGUUUAUCGAAGCUACACAACUUGCCAUGGAUAUACAAUUGAAAGUGUUGCAAUUGGUCCCUAUUUUUUUCAAAACAUAUUCCAGUUAUCUGAAAGGUGGACUAUGUAAGAAGCUACUGUACUGUUGCACUUCCCUUCUCAGAGUUCCAAAUAAGGCUCCUAUUGUGGCCGGGACUGCAAGUGCUACUUUACAACAAUUAAUGGACGAGAUUUUUGAUAGACUAAGUGACAAAACUUUAGAAAGUAACAACGAUGAGGAUGAAGACUUCGAAGUUCUAGUAAAUAACAAUGACUUCAUUAAAGUAAAUGCCUUUAGAUACGAUGCAAAUUUGGUAUUUUCCAAUUUAUGCUCUAUAGUGGACACUAAAUCCACCGAGAAAACGGACAACUCAUUACUAGAUAUAACAGACAUCUCCACAGAUUUAGCGCUAGAAAUUUUGGAAUCCAUAUUACAAAAUGGCAAGCAAUUUUUAAUAGAGUACGAGGAUUUGCAAUUUGUAUUGAGGAUAAAAACAAUUCCAUUAUUGCUAAGGUGCAUGUCUAACUCUAAACAAUUCUCUACAGUUCUACGUUGUUUCAGAUGUAUUCGGCUACUAAUCGACAAAGAGUUCUUAAUGAUCAUCGAAUUAGAAUUAGAGGUCAUGCUUUCUAUGAUUAUACAUAAUUUAUCUCUCGAUUCCUCAAUUUUGCCCUGGCAACGAGUGCUUUCAUUAGAAAUAUUCAAUGAAAUUUCACAAAACCCUACAAUGCUGAAUGAUCUGUAUGAUAUCUAUGACAAGUAUGAGGAUAAAAAACCAAUAUUACACAACUUUUUGACUCAGUCUUAUCAUAUCCUCCUCUCAGAUGAUUUUAAGGACUACAUUGGCUAUUCUAGUGUAAUCGAGAAAAUUGAAAUGCCAUUGAUAAGUAAUAAUUCUUUUCAAACCAAAAACCAGUAUAUGCAAAUGUUAGACAAAAAUACUGCACCAAAUGUCAAUAUAACCUAUAUUAUAUGGCUGAUUGUGAAUUGCACUAACUGUUGGUCAGAGAAAUUAAGUUCACAAGCUGUGGCACUAACCGAGAUUGAAAAUAAAUCUCUAAGGAACACUACGAAAGACCAACUACAUGUUACACUAAAUGGAUUAUUUGAAAAUCUAUUCAACAUACAUACUUUACUUUUGCAGUCUUCCACAAUUGAUACAACUAUCUUUCAUAAUAUAGUACGUGCAUUCCAAAAAUUAACCCAUUGCGCUGGUAUGCUCGGAGAGGUCUCAAAAGUUGAUAGAUGUCUAGACUAUUUCAGAAAAGCUAUCAUUACCGUGGAACAUGCAAGCAAUACAGAAAAAGAUUUAAAGGUAAACGCACCUUCACAUAUAAGAAAGUCAUCCGGCUCUGCAAUGUUAAGCACACUGAGUGAAUCAAUUGUUGGUCCAGAUUUGAAUAAGGAUAUCCAAAAAGAAAACGACAAUAUCCAACUUUACCCACAGAGCAUAAACAGCAAACAGGUAAGUCUAUUUAGAGCUUUAACCUCCUUAGCCAUAUCAUUGGGACCAAACUUCAGUGCUAAGAGCUGGUAUUUUCUUUUUACUGCAUGGAACUGGGUUUAUUAUUUUAUAUAUGGACCUUCCAAUGAUAUUUUGAACAGUCUAAACAUUGAUGAGGAAUUCAUAUCUCACGACCUAUCACGAAAUGAUCUUGCAUCUAUUGAAAAUACGAUACAUUCUUUCCAUGAUGCCACUAAGUCUUACCCACUUCAAACAUUGAUAAUUAUGCUAACCGAACUAGAAAAGUUAUCCGAUUUAACUCUUAAUCUAAAUCCUAAAGAUCAAGUAGGGUAUCAACCAUUUUUUAAUAACUCUGAAUUUUCGGUGGCUAUUUAUAAUCCAAGUUUUUUCAUUUCCGAGAUAGCAGAGUUAACAUCAUCCAAUAUGUCACGCAUACUUGCUAGCACCAAGACGAGCUCAUACUGGGAUAAAUUCAUAGAUUACAUGGUAUCUCAAAUGGCUGAUAGGAAGAGAACUUUUGCGUUGAGAUUAUACUGUAGCCAUGUUAUUGCCAGCGUAUACAAAACAUGCACAAAUGAAAUAUAUGAGAUUGAAGAUACUAAUCUAAGAAAAACUUGCUUCACCAAAUAUGAACAGAUUUUUACAUCUUCAUUGAAUAGAAUUAUGGCAUCCAUAGAAGUGUUAGAGGUGAACAAAUUAAACAUUCUGAAUGAAAAUUUGAAUACCGAAGGUGAUAUCAUUUUUCAGGUAUUAAACACAUUAAAAGAACAACUAAAUGAAUUUGGCGACAUGAUAUCAGAUUCAUGGGUUACUGUUUUUAGUAUAAUCAAUAGUCCAUUUAGAUGGAUUGAUUCAAAUAUCAGUACACUACUACAAGAUGAUUCCGACGAUUUAUCACUCAUAGACGGUAUCAUAAUGAAACAGAAGAAUAUGAUACAAGUUUCAUUUGAUGUUUUUAAGCUAAUUACUGAUGACUUUUUGAAGAACCUACAUCUUAAUGUCAUACCCGAUGUAAUUGAUACUAUCGUCGCAUUCGUUAAUCAAGAAAAGAUACUGAAUGUAUCUUUCUCAUCAAUAAGUCAAUUUUGGCUAGUAGGAGAUUAUUUAAGAUCUAACUAUUCUGCAGACAUAGAAAAGUUCAGAACUGAGUGUGAUGAUUAUUUCACACAUCCAUCCGAAAACAAUGCAGAGUUUAUAAGGGCCAUAAAAUCUCCAGAAUCAACCAUCUCUCAAAAGUACUAUGGUAUUUGGCUAUACUUAUUAAAAAAUCUAUUAUUUUGCUCAUUAGAUAAGCGAAAUGAAGUUAGUGUUGGAGCUAUCCAAACAUUCUUCAGGAUUAUUGAUUCCCACUCCUCUACCUUUCCUUCCUGGCAGGCCAUAUUCAAUAAUGUUCUCUAUCCAUUUUUGAACACUGAACGUUCUGACGAACAACUACAAACAAACCUAGAUUGUUUGAAUGUUACCCUAAAGGGCCUCGUACAACUCUUCUCGCAAAAGUUUUCAGAUUUUGACGAGUAUAAUAAAAAUGCUGCCGAGUGGUCUGCUCUUUUACAGCUCUUUAUAAAGUUAUUACAAUGCCCAUCCACAGGUGUAAGAUACGUUACUAUCAAAAAUUACGGUACCAUUGUGACAGAAUUAUGUACUAAAGAGAACAUUCCGACUAAUUUGCUAGACUUAUGUGCAACAAUUUGGACAGAUUAUAACAUUGGCUAUAGUGACUUCGGUAAUUCUUCACAACUGAGUGAGAAGACAGAUUAUGAUUGUAUUUCUGAGCUUCUGUUAUCAUUUCCCUCAUUGUGUACUAUGAUCGACAGUGUCAAAGAUGAUAAUAAUGUAUUUUAUGAGAAAAGUAUGAGCUUGUUGCUGUCUGCUGUUAAAUUUCCUCUUCUUCCAGAGCAUUCUAGGGAUCAAGCAAAACCGUCGACAUUGCAGAAUGCAGUAUUAGAGGGCAUGUCCUUGAUAUACACAAAGCUUAACAAGAACAAUAUAUUUGUUUACUUUGUUCAUCUUUCAAUGAUAUCUACCUUAUUAUUUGAUACCAGAGAUAAAAUUGAGAAAAAAUUAGCACCAAAGUUACACGAGAAUGCCAUUAGUAGAAUACCUACCUUCGAAGCACUUUCUUAUAAAUCGCUUCAAAUGUUAGAGAAACAAUUAUCGGAAUUGAAAUCUGCUGAACAACCAAGAAAUAAGUAUGUCCUAAAGAUAAUAAGAAAUUUGAGAGAAAUAAUAGUUUCUAAAAGCUUAAUCGAUCUUUCGACUGAUGGAUCAAGACCACUUUGGGUUUUAGCUUCCUCAUGUUAUAGGAGUUUUUUAGCAUGCAUUGAUAAUGUUAGCGAUUGCUUUGCAAAUGAUAGCGAAGGUCAACAAGAGUUUAUUGAGAUAUUCAUGUCCAUAUUCUUGACACCAUUAAGAAGAAGAGACACAAAAGUAGAUUCAAUGACUGAGAAAUCUGACUUAUCAGAAUUCGACCAAUACUCUCAGUUAUUCAAAAACAAAUCACUGAUGCCUUUAUUCACUUCUGACCACUAUGAUCUCUUGGUCAGAAACAUUUGGGAUGCAUCACUCAUAUAUGAAUUUGAUGAUAUUCAAAAGGCCAUCUUACAGGACUCAGGUGGUCCUAAAAACUGUGAAAAAAUUCUGAGUCACUUAAAUGACUUAGAGGUCUUUGGUUUAACACGAACACAAGACACACUGAGUAAGGUCUCAUGUUCUAAAAGAUGUCUCCAGGAGCUAAUAUCAUUUGCUCUGCUUGAUGAUAAAGAUAUGAGUGAGCUAAAAUACUUGACGUUCCCUUAUAUUGUGUCAAGGAUCUCACUACUUCUAGGGAAGUAUAUAUCUGACGAAUUCUUGAGUGGGAGCGCACCAAUACCAAAGCUGAGAGGGGAGGAGAUGAAUAUUUUAUUGAAUGGAUUAUUAAAAUUGCUUGAUAAUCUUCUGCGUUCUAAAGUCCCCAUUUCAAAAGAGGUCGAAUCUUUGGCUCACUUGUACCCACUUGUACUAAGAACAAUCCCAGUAUCGCAUAAACUAACCGGACUUCAAAACACAGUGCUUGAAUUAUCCCUGAGUUUUACGAAGUUAAUAUCUGCCAGUUCACACCAACCUUGA
Molecule: messenger RNA, 4980 nt
Organism: Nakaseomyces glabratus
Lineage: Eukaryota; Fungi; Ascomycota; Saccharomycetes; Saccharomycetales; Saccharomycetaceae
Gene: MON2
Product: Mon2p
Source: RefSeq, a predicted model, not a curated record